This is a messenger RNA of Nicotiana tabacum (common tobacco), 942 nucleotides long. Lineage: Eukaryota; Viridiplantae; Streptophyta; Magnoliopsida; Solanales; Solanaceae. The record is from RefSeq and is a predicted model, not a curated record.
CCAUCUGCUCUGACAAGAACAAUGCUGAUGAUGAGUUUGAGAUUCAAGAUGACUUGCACCAACGGCCUGCCGAUGGUGAUACUUCCUUGGAGAAAAUACUCCGUAACAUUGGGGUUCUUCAGUCACAAGUUAUCCAGCUUAAAACUAGACUUGACAAGGUAACAAGUGAGAACGCUGGAGUGCUCUCAAGCACUGAUGACUUGAAAUCACUUCUACCAUGUAAUGCUUUGGCCAGCUCAGCUCGAAGUUCUGCCUCUCUUCCGGACAAUCGGGUCAAAAUGCCAGUAGAAUCUUGUGAUGUUGUAUCACAGCUGAUAUCUGAGUAUAAUAUGACUGUGCCUGUCAGUGCAGCUUCAAGCCGUGGAAAAGCGGUGAACAUCUCUGAUAUGAAUGAAAGCAAAGACCGUUCCUUUCUUUUGGAUACAAACGCCAAUCCUGAAGAUGGUGUUCUAAUCUACUAUCAAAGAAUGAAGGAAGAGAUGACUAAUUUUGAGGAAUUCAAGAUUCAUUCUGUGGAAAAGCCUCAGGUUUUAGAGACAGUGCAGAAGGGUACUGUCCCAACCAGUCCCCCAGAUCCAGAUCUUGCCCUGGAUGAUCAACCAGCUCCAAAAAUUCGUUCUAUUUCCAGGCUUACUGCCCCUAAGAGCAAGAAGAAGAAGGCUCGACGGAGAGCUGGUAGAAGGAAUUACUGAUCUUCAGCUUAGCUUUCGUGAUUGCAGUAUAUAUCUGAUUGAGUGAUCUAGUAGAAGGUGAUUGAAGUUGAUUUCAAAUCGUCACUUCUCUUUGGACAUAAAACGAACAUGUAAAUUCGACUUGAAUCUCAACUGUCCUGUAAAUGCACCAAAACAACGAUAACUAUUCCUCAAUCUGAAGUUACAUUUUUCAGGUAAAUAACGUAGUCAAAUGCCUCAAGAAACAGCAGGAUUGAGUUUGAUUUGCUUA